This is a messenger RNA of Erpetoichthys calabaricus (reedfish), 3238 nucleotides long. It is a transcript of the gene arhgap15, whose product is annotated as Rho GTPase activating protein 15. Bases 330 to 1739 code for a protein of 469 amino acids. The transcript has 15 exons. Gene Ontology annotation, molecular function: protein binding; phospholipid binding. NCBI's taxonomy places the organism in Eukaryota, Metazoa, Chordata, Cladistia, Polypteriformes, Polypteridae. The record is from RefSeq and is a predicted model, not a curated record. Gene Ontology annotation, cellular component: cytoplasm. Gene Ontology annotation, biological process: signal transduction; regulation of GTPase activity.
GCAAGAUUCUGCUUUUCACGUGAUGCUUUACACACUUCCUCAGAGGGGCCUUUUUCAUUUUAAACUAAUGGCAGUUUAAUUGACAAGACAAGUUGGCGGAUAACAGGCUAAGCCAAACUGGAUUUAAACAUUUCUAAAGGAAUAGCUACAAAGAACAUCUAAAACUGGAUCCACCAAGUCCAACAGGACCUGCAGUCCAAAUUUUGGAUUUGUGGGAGGUUUAUGAAGAUGAAGUAUCUGGACGGAGGUUUUUUGUAAAUUCCAUCACCAAAGAAAAAACUUGGAAACCACCCCGAUUAACAGUAAAUAAGGAACCCAAGGAUGUCACAAUGAGCUCUUCAGUUAAAUCUCCAGCAGAUAAAUUAAGCUCAAACCACCAAUCAGGUGCUGUUCAAAUGAGAAUUAAGAAUUUAACAGCAAAUUAUGAUCGACUGAGCCAAACAAAAUCGAUGGUUCUUGUUGAACCAGAACAGUCAUUACGACCAAUUUCUCGUCAUAGAAGAAAUCAUUCACAGCAUAGCAUUGCAGACAUUUCUGCUGGAAACCACAUUGCCACUGAAAAAGGAGAAUAUUUGAACAAAGCUAAAAUAGCAGAUGGUGGCAAAAAGCUGAGGAAAAACUGGACCAGCACUUGGGUUGUGCUUGAUGGAAAGAAGCUGCUGUUUUACAAAGAGAGCAAACAGCAAGCUCUUACGAAUUUGAAACCAGGAUGCAAGCCAGAAAGCGUUGACCUCUGUGGAGCACAGAUUGAAUGGACCAGUGAAAAGUCUAGCCGGAAAAAUGUUUUUCAGAUCACCACCACUUCAGGCAGUGAGUUUCUCCUUCAAUCUGACAAAAAUGCUACUAUAUCUGAAUGGUAUGAAGCCAUUAAAUUGGAAAUUGAAAGUCAGUCAAAGGGUAUGGGUGGAAAAUGUUUGCCAUCUGGCAUCUGUAAAUCCUCAAGCACUGAAUAUGUGAACAGGUGUGGAGCAGAAUCUCCUCCUGCCAAGGAAUCUAAACCAGAGCACAGACGAUCACUGAUAUUUAAACUGAACUACAGCGCCUCUGACAGUGAUAAGAAUGGAGUAAAAAAUCGACUAAAAAAAUUUAUAUCCCGGAGGCCAUCAAUGAAAACUCUUCAAGAGAAGGGCAUCAUUAGAGAUCAAGUCUUUGGCUGUCGUUUGGCUACAUUGUGUGAACGUGAAGGAAGUACAGUCCCAAAGUUUGUAAAACAGUGCCUUGAAGCUGUAGAAAAAAGAGGCCUGAAAGCAGAUGGCAUUUACAGAGUGAGUGGCAAUUUAGCCAUUAUUCAGAAGUUGCGUUUUCUAAUCGAUCAAGAAGAGAAGCUGAAUUUGGACGACAGCCAGUGGGAGGACAUCCACGUUGUCACCGGAGCGCUCAAGAUGUUUUUCCGAGAGCUGCCAGAGCCACUUUUCCCAUACCGCUUCUUUGAGCUGUUUGUAGAGGCAAUCAAAAAACGUGACUACAGGCAGAGAGUUGAGUCUAUGAAGAAGUUGAUACGGCAGCUCCCAAAACCCAAUCAUGACACAAUGAGGGCUCUUUUUCAACAUCUUCAAAAAGUCAUCCUCCAUUCUUCCAAAAACCUCAUGUCGACCCAAGGCUUGGGCAUAGUGUUUGGACCAACUCUCCUGUGGCCGGAAGUUGACAGUGGUAACAUGGCUGUGAACAUGGUCUACCAGAAUCAGAUAGUCGAACUCAUUCUAACAGAAUUUACUGAGAUCUUUGGACCUGAUCACUGAAGCACUUGUUGGACUCUUUAUUAUCUUUAAAUAAGCCAUGCUUAUUUACACAUCAGUUGUUGGCAUCUGCAGACGUGUGCUCAUGUAGUUCAUAUACAUAUUUCUACCGAUCGUGUAGCUGUUAAAUCCCACAUUGUUACACGUUGUACACAGUCUGAUUUGCCACUUCUGAUUUGAUUUUGUCCUUAAUUAAAAGUCAUUAUCUUUUUUGGAUGGGUUUUAAGAAAAAGUCACAGUGAUUGAAGUGUGUGGUGCUUUGUUUUUGGUGCAAGGUGUGUCAACAGGCAAAAUUAUCAAAGCUUUCCACUUUCGUAUAUACUGUACAUACUGAGUAUCAUCUAGAGUUGAGUUUUCUGUCUGCAUAGUUAAGACUUGUAAAUUAAAAUGAAGUGAUAAUUAGUAUGAAGUUCCUACAAAACAAACAUUAAUUUGUGUAUGUUGCCUUCUCUGCAACUGUACAUAAGCAAUAACUAGACAUAUUUCUGCUGUAAAGAACUAAAAGGCAAAAUACUACAUACUUCAGACAUUAAAUUCACUUGUUUUAAAAUUGAUAAAUACAUAUUUUGUAUAAUUCAUGUAUUGCCUAUAUUUUUAAGUAGAUGAACACACAUGUUUUAAUUCUUUUGAAAUAAAUAUUUUUUGCCUUGCAAAGGACUUUUUUUUAUGUAUUGCUCAAUGUAUAACAAUUUCUUAAAAUCAAGAUCGACUGAUAUAUCAGGGUGUUGGAAAAUAAAAUCUUAAUAUUGUGCAGCUUAAUUAUUUUCAUGCAGUGUAGCUGGCAGAGAAGAGAUGGCUGUAUCUGUUUACCAGCUCAGAGUUGAGUUAAUGUUAUGGUAUCAGCUAAUGACAGUCAGGAAUAAAUUUCACAUAGGAGUUUAAAAAAAAAUCAACACUUUAAAGAUGGGAUCACUUUAGGCUUUUCUGUUUCUAAAGAGCCCUUUGGUAUUUCUGAACUAUUGGAGCUCAAGGUUCAACCCUGCUAUUUGGGCUGUGAAAAGGCUUAGAACGUGAGUUGAAAACUGUCCAUAGAAACUUGGCGUAUAGACAUUAGCAUUUGGCUAAUUCAUGUUGGCUGCAUUUAGAGACCACUAUUGUUGAAUAUGCAACUGCUCAGACAACACAACUGGGUAUGAUAGGCUUAAUCCAGCCUCUGACACUUUGGGAAACUGCCAAAGACAGAGACUCUGCUUGCACCUGUAUCCAUUUACAAUUUGUUUCAAUUGUUAGUUAACAAAGAUCGACAAAUGUAAAGCAUAAAAUUUGAAGUGCAUUAUUUCAGGUAUUUGCGUACUUCUAAAUAGACUCAAUUGAGCUGUGGCAUAUUGGGGCAGACUUGAAAGACUGCCAAUGAAGCUCACAGUAGGUUUAUGGUUCAAGAAGCAUACCUCUGACAUUUUGUACAUGUUAAAUAAGGUGUAAGAAUUCUUUUUAGUCUAAUAAAUAUGAUAAAAACAUGGAAAAAUGUUAUGUUUCUGAAAUAAACAAUUUGUUAUAAUUGA